AUGUAUAACAGUUUUCCUUUAAAUCUUAUCCUCAUUUUCACUGAAUUCUCACAGAAAGGAGAUAAAAAUCGUAAAGAAUGGAGAGAGAUAAGUAAAGAAGAUCUUCUGAUCAAAGACAGCAAUGAUAGAAAGAAAAAAUUAGCAGAAGAAAGGAAGAAUGAAUACAAGCAGCUUCUAGAGAGUAAACCAAAUAAGAAUCGAGAAUGGAAUAAUUCAGAAGGACAAAAACCAUUACUAUCUGAUAGGGAGGACAAGAAGAAAGCAUUACAAAAACAACGUCAGCAAGAGUAUAAUGAUCUUAAAAAGAAUAACCAGAAUACCAGGAAUAAUGAUCAGCCAAGACCUGGAACUCCAGGAGGAUUCCUUAAUAAACUUGGUUCUCAUGAAAAACAGAGACAGAAACUAAAAGAUGAACGACAUGAAGAGUAUAAGAGAUUACAAGCUGAGAAAAUGUGGUUGAAUCAUGAUUUUGCAGAUCCUAGAAUGCUGCAUGCUAAAGACUGCGAAAUUUAUGCCACAUUGCCUGGCAUGAACUAUUAUGGUAGUGCAACGAGGCGCGAGAAAGCAGUUCAGCGAAACAAAGAAUAUAACAAAAUUAAACCUUUUAUUGAUUCACCUAGGUCUCUUAGAGGUGAGAAUGAACCUCCAGGCGCACCUAGAAAAGGCUGGGGAACUCCGACUUAUGAAGAAAUGUUGGAGAAAAAACGAAAUGAAGAGCAGAAAUAUAGGAGACUUAAUGAUCCAGACUAUACUCGUCCUGGAAUGAAAUCGUACAACAGUGAAUCAGCUCUCCACAGAUUAGAGGAUGAAAAAAGAUUAAAAGAUAUUCUACAGACUGAGACAAAGAAAUCAAACAUAUUAUCAAAUGGAAUACUGGAUGAUCCAGACUGGUUAAGACAAAAUCGUCCAGACCCUGAUCGUGCCUAUUCACAAUUGAAUGAGCUACCACCAAGAGGAAGAGGGGUCUAUACCCCUGCUGUUCAUGAAUAUCCACCUCGAGGUAUAAGAGAUGCCCCAACCUAUCUACCAGAGAGUAACAAACACAGAUUUUAUGCUACGUUACCAGUUGGUCAAGAAGAUAGAGAUGAGCUGCAGAAGAGGAAGGAAGAAUAUAAACAUGAGUUGAUGAGACAGAUGAAAGAAGCUGAAGAGGCCAGAAAAAAGAAUAAACAAGAGUUUAUAGAACCAUCACCAGAGAAACAACAGCAGCCAACACCACCCCAGAAAGUUAUAAUCAUCCCAAAUAAACAGUUACCUGAUGUUGUUCCCCCACAACAACAAAUACAGCAACAACAACAGCAACAAUAUCAGCUGACAUCUGGUAUAGACAGACUAAGUCCAAGAUCUGAAAUGUUGUUGGGAAGAACGCGAGAUUUAGAACGUUUGGAAAGAAGGUUGAAGAAAAUUGAACAACAGAAUGCUGCCAUCAAUCCUUUAGAUAUUGCAGAGUUAGAUUUUAUUUCGAAACGUGACCCAAGAACACAAAUGUUCCCUUCAGGCCCAGCUGAUCACAUGGGUACUGGUAUACUAGAGCAAGGAUUUGACAGAUUGCUGGAGCCACCUAAAGUAGGAUCUGUAAAAGUUCCUGUUGGUUUAGAAUAUACCCCUUCAACAUAUGUAACUGGAGGAGAUCAUUUUGAUAAGUUUAGUUCAGUAGAUAAAGCUUAUCAUUAUUAUGGUUCCCAUAACCCAUUAGAUACUGGUCUACCAGCUGCUCCAACACAGAUAGCUGCUACAAAUUAUGGAAGUGUACCCACAGGUAACCAGAUUGUUAUGGAUAAUUACAGAGCAGCCCCUGGGGGAGGGGGGCUAGGAGGAGGAGGAUAUUCAUCACCAGUAUUAGGAGGACCAAGUGCUGCAGCGAUACAAGAGAGUAUAAACCAAGGAAGUGAUGCAGAACGAAAGGCUAAACAACGAGCUCAAGCUCAACAAUAUCAACGUGAACUGGAACGUCAGAUGGAAGAGAAGAAGUUAAAACAGGCUAUAGCUAAAGAAGAGAAAGAAAGAUAUGAGCAGAAAUUAGAAGAUGAUAUAAGGAAUUAUAAUCCAUUUGGAAGAGGUGGGGCUGGAGCUCCUAUGAAAGAUGAAUACGGCAAUGUUGUUGCUGAUCUGAGAGCUAAGAAUAAAGGUUACAGUCCACGAUAUGAACCAAUGUCUUCACCAACUAGAGGUGGUCCUCGACCUGCUUCACCUAAAGAUGAUUUGAUAAAAACACCCCCAGCACAAACCACAGCAGAAGGAGAGUCGACGUAUGCUAGAGGAGGUCAUGGAAUAUUCGGACAUCCUAAGACUGAAGCAGAAAAGAGCCAGGCUGACAGAUACAAAGAGGAAUUAAAAAGACAGAUUGACAAUAAAAAACGAGAAGCUGAACUAGAGAAAGAAAGGGAACGAAGAGAAGAAGAACGACAACAGAAAAUAAUUGAUGAUCAGCGGAGAAAGAUGCAAGAAGAAUAUGAUGAGGAGAAACGACGUAUCCAGGCCAAACAGGAUGAGCAAGAUCGUAAGAAUGCUGAGAUAAUAAAACUACAGGAAGAUCAGAAAGUAAAGGAAUCAGAAUUACGGGGUGAAAAGAAGAAGAGAGAAGAAGGAAGAUUAGAAUAUGAGAGACAAAGACAGGAGCGUGAAGAGAAAGAAAGAGGGAAAUCCCCUCCUAUUCAUGCCCUUAGAAAACCUAAAACUGAGAAUAAUGAUUCUGAAAAUAAAGAAAAUGAUGUUGAAAAUAAAACAACAGAUAAUAAACAGGAAGAUGAUAGAAAAACGUAUGACUACAGAACCUACUCCCCAUUAAUUCCUACUUUACGCCAUAGAAAUCUUGAUGUGUAUACUGAUAACGUGCCUCCUGCUAGAAAUAACAGUGCUGAUGUAUUGAAUCAGUUGGCUCAUAUGAGACGUCAGUUACAGAGUGAGAGGAAACGUGUAGAAAAUAUGUUAGAAGAGACCAGGAAUGAACCAGAUGUUUUUGAUCCACGAUUGGUUCAGCAAACAUCACAGCAACAAAUCCCAGUUCAAGUUCAAUCACGAAAUGAUAUUUUUGAAACUGCAUUAAACCGAAAUGCUGUACAGGUGAGAAGAGGUGGAACAGCUGAUAUGAAAAUAUUACAAGAAUUUGAUGAUUUAAAAUAUAAAGAGGACACAGAUUCACGUAAACAAUUCCGUAAACUAUAUCCAGUUGACCCUCGCACUCAAGAUGACCUAGAAUCCCAGCAGGCAGCAUUAUUACGUCAACAGGAAGAGCGAUUAAGAAGAUAUACAGAUUCUCCAAUUGAUUUGCCUGGAACAUCCGCCAGUCCACAGUCAAUGCUACACUCUAAUAGUGCCUUUAUAGAUGUAGAAGGAAUGGAUAGAAGUCUGUUUCCAGAUGAUUUUGAUGAUUUUCCCAAACGUAAUGAAUCUGCUCGAGAUAGAAGAAGACAGAGGGAAGCAAAUAGAUAUCCCUCAAAAAGUCCUAGGGAUAUUAGUACAGAUUUACCUUCAAACUAUAAUCCCAUGGGAUCCGUGGUCAGUCUGGAUGUUGACAGAAUUCAACGUAAAAAUGAUAAUAGAUUGAAACGACUCAAGGAAAUUCAAGGUGAUGAUGUCUCACUAUACGACCCUGACGAUGUUAUAAAUAGAUUUAUGGAGAAACAGUCUCACAACAGACCCCCGAGUAACAACACACUCCAUGAUGAUUCCUGGUUGUUACCUGGCAACAAAAACAAACGUUACUGA
Molecule: messenger RNA, 3708 nt
Organism: Lottia gigantea (owl limpet)
Lineage: Eukaryota; Metazoa; Mollusca; Gastropoda; Lottiidae
Exons: 35
Coding region: 1-3708 (1235 amino acids)
Biological process (GO): positive regulation of cytokinesis
Cellular component (GO): centrosome; microtubule; spindle pole
Source: RefSeq, a predicted model, not a curated record